AUGGCGUCCCAAGCACACAUGCUCCUCAAUCCUCGGGCGUACAAGAAACAGCUACAGAAAAAUGGACAACAGAGCGCAAACAGCCAGCAGCGCAGCGUCGCCUCAUCCAUAGCGCCACAAGGCACGACCUUCGCGAAUCGCCUACUGAGCCCCCAACGUGCACCCUCCGCCGAUCACGCAAGCGGCUCGCUGUCGCAAUACCCUUCGUCGGCUGGAUCGACGAGUACAAACGCGUCCCCCAACUCCUCUGCACACGCGACACCGGACCUGGAUGUGCACUUUACAAGCACAUCGGAUGUGGAAUUUAGUGACGGCAAGCGGAACGCCGAUGUUGUGGAGCUUAGCGACGAUGCGGACUCGAGACAUAGAAGCCUUAUCGAAGAUAUGUACGGGGUAGAGCGGCGGAUGGGCACUCCGUACAAGCGAGUGAAAACGGAAGAUGGGAAAUCUGAGAGAGCGAAACGAGGACCCAUUGGGGGGAACAGCGGCUUGGGGGAAUACAUGAAAGAGGAUGGCGGAGACACGGGGAGCUCCACUGCCAUAACUCCAGAUGUUGUUGACCUGACUUUUGAUGUCUCGGGAAGCAACGACGACGACGACCUUCAAGUGACCGGCUCCAACAACCUCAGCGCGCAGAGAGUAUGUUAUGGAAAGUUGGAGAAUGCUACAAUACAGGCGUCGCUUAUUCCCAUGCCUUCACCGCAAACAAUUUUCGGAGACGUGGCACAUUGGCCCUCAAUGAAGCUUGGAGUUCACAGACAAGUGGGACAGGGCCACUACCGAAUUGAGGUUUCUGACCCCAAUGGGAAGAUUUUCGGUGCUGUCGAUUCAAAGACUGCAGCCGUGAUUGUACCCCUCCUUGAUUCCCCGGCUCUCAAGGUGGAUGUUGCUGCCCGUCUUGAUUCUCGAAAGAAAAUGCCCAAUGAUGUGCCAUGGGCCCCCUGUUCGUCGAACUUCCGGGCCUCCAUCAACCUAUACGGCCUUCGCCAGGAUGCAGAGAAGGUUGGCAACUACCUAGGCCAGCACAACGUCUGGCUUGCCGCACCGUUCUCGGUAGAACAAGGAGUUACUCUCUUUAAUCCUCACGCCGAAAGAAGACGCCUGCAGCCGAACUAUGCGCCAACCGGAGCGCAACGGAAUCGGAAUGGAGUAAAUUAUGAAGUCAGGUCUGCUGAAGAAGUGACUGAUGCUGUCAUGAAAAUGUUUGAUCAGCUUCAGAGUGCGGACAACCUUCCUGAAAUGGAGCCCCCGGAGUUUGUCACGACGCCACUUCUCCGGCAUCAGAAGCAAGCUUUGUGGUUUAUGACAGAGAAGGAGAGUCCUCGAAAGUUUGGGCCCAACGAGGAGGAUAAUAACUCCCUCUGGAGGCGCGAAUACAAGGCCAACGGGGCUAACAAGUUCCGUGAAAUCAUCAGUGGUACCAUUCUUGACGAGGAGCCGCCGCAAAGCUUGGGGGGACUUUUGGCUGACAUGAUGGGUCUCGGAAAGACCCUGAGCAUUUUGUCUCUGGCUGUUUCAUCACUCGAGCAAGCUCACGAGUGGGUGAGGAUGAUUCCACCACCUGAAUUGGUAAAGGACCAACCUGGCAUUCGAAACACAAAGACUACUCUUCUUGUGGUACCCCUCAGCACUGUCAACAACUGGGUCUCGCAGAUUAAAGAACACUUGCAAGAGGGUUCGGUCACAUGGUAUGUUUUCCAUGGCUCCUCUCGGACUACGAGCGUGGACGAACUGUCCAAGUAUGACUUGGUUAUCACAACAUAUAGCAUUGUCCUAAGCGAGCUUUUUGGUCGCGGCUCUAAGCGAGCGGGGGCAAGCCCACUAACUAGAAUGAACAUGUUUCGCAUUGUCCUGGAUGAAGCUCAUACUAUUCGGGAGCAAAGCGCGGCCCAGACUCAGGCGAUUUUCAAGUUAAGCGCCCAGCGCCGCUGGUCAGUAACUGGAACGCCCAUUCAGAACCGGUUAGACGACUUGUUCUCGGUGACAAAGUUUUUAGGCCUUUAUCCAUACGAAGACAAGAGUCGUUUCAACAUGCACAUUCUUAGCCGGUUCAAGACAGGCGAUGCAACUGUUAUCGCGAGCUUGCGCGUGCUGGUUGACUCCUUUACCCUCCGACGAGUCAAGGACAAGAUCGAUUUGCCGGCGCGACAUGAUAAGAUUGUGAUGCUUGAGUUCACCGAGGCAGAGGCACAAUUGCACGAGUUCUUCCGCAAGGAAUCGAAUGUCAUGAUGCGAGUGAUUGCAGGAGAAGACAAGAGCCAUAUAAAGGGUCGCAUGUACCACCAUAUUCUGAAGGCCAUGAUGAUUCUCCGCCAAAUCAGCGCACAUGGCAAGGAGCUGCUGGACAGCAAUGAGCGAGCGCGUAUCAAAGGCCUUAGCGUUCAUGAUGCCAUUGAUCUUGAAGAGGGACCCAGCGCCGAUGUCGUCGCAGCCGAUAAGAAAGCAUAUGGAAUGUUUAUUCUGAUGCAAGAGUCAUCUGCCGAUAUGUGUGCCAUUUGCAGCAAGCGUUUGGAGGAGCCAAAUGCGGACACAAACGGAUCUAGCGGUCCAGGAAAGAAUGAUACCAUGGCCUUUUUACUGCCCUGUUAUGACGCCCUCUGCCCGGAAUGCUUCUCUGGUAGAAAGCAGGCAUUUGACAAUCAAGUUGUAGGCCCGGGGACUUUUGAUAUCAAAUGCGAUGUUUGCGAAGGCUGGAUCCCCGCAUCAUACUCGACAAUUACGGCAACGGGCCUACAGGAUUACCUGAUGGAACAGGAACGAGCAAAGCACGGACCCAAACAAGCAAAAAUCCUAGGGGAAUACGAAGGUCCACACACAAAGACCAAAGCACUCCUAUCAUAUCUUCGUAACACGGCAGAGGAAAGCGCAAGGCUCCCCAAGGGUGAACCCCCUCUCAAGAGUGUUGUCUUUUCCGCCUGGACAUCACAUCUUGAUCUUAUCGAGAUCGCUCUCCGAGCCCAGGGGUUGACAGGGUACACACGGCUUGACGGGACAAUGAGCCUGCCAGCGCGCAACAAAGCGCUCGAUACGUUCCGCGAGGACAACAAUAUAACGAUCCUCCUAGCAACUAUUGGAGCCGGUGGUGUGGGUCUUAACCUUACGUCUGCCUCGCACGUAUACAUUAUGGAGCCGCAAUAUAACCCAGCAGCCGUGGCGCAGGCCAUUGACCGUGUGCAUCGGUUGGGACAGACGCGCGAAGUUACAAACGUGCAGUUCCUCAUGAAGGACAGUAUCGAGGAGAAGAUUGCCGAGCUGGCGAAGAAGAAGCAGCAGUUGGCUGAUAUGAGUUUGAACCGCGGCAAGCUGGAUAAGGCCGAGGUUCAGGAGGGGCGGAUGAGGGAAUAUCGCAGCCUAUUCAAAUGA
Messenger RNA from Aspergillus mulundensis, 3363 nucleotides. Its product is annotated as Single-stranded DNA-dependent ATPase. The transcript is spliced from 3 exons. The record is from RefSeq and is a predicted model, not a curated record. Gene Ontology annotation, molecular function: nucleic acid binding; ATP binding; zinc ion binding. The coding region runs from base 1 to 3363 and encodes 1120 amino acids. Lineage: Eukaryota; Fungi; Ascomycota; Eurotiomycetes; Eurotiales; Aspergillaceae.